Molecule: messenger RNA, 1220 nt
Organism: Coccinella septempunctata (seven-spotted ladybird)
Lineage: Eukaryota; Metazoa; Arthropoda; Insecta; Coleoptera; Coccinellidae
Product: chymotrypsin-2-like
Exons: 2
Coding region: 32-1156 (374 amino acids)
Biological process (GO): proteolysis
Molecular function (GO): serine-type endopeptidase activity
Source: RefSeq, a predicted model, not a curated record
AAAAGUGAACAGAUGAUUUAAACCACCAUCAAUGAUAUAUCUCUGUUUCAAAGUUGAAAACAAAAUGGAUAUGAACAUUCAUACCAAGAAAAUAAUAGCAGCAUUCGUUUUAUUGCUAAUAACAUUUUUCUCAUGUGCUGAAUCAAGAAGAGAAAAAAGGCGUAACGAACUAGAACACCCGAUGGACUUCAGAAUCAUAGGUGGAACUGACGCUUCUAUCAAAGAUUUCCCAUUCAUGAUAUCGUUACAGAUGAGAUCGAAUCACAUUUGUGGCGGUACUAUUCUCACUAAAUCGUUCAUACUUACCGCUGCUCAUUGUGUCGUUCAUGUCCAUCCAAUUGACCUUACUUGGAACGUUCAAGAUCCAUUGGAGUUCAACAUAGUGGCAGGACAAACCGUUCUCGAUCUCGGAGAAUGCCAGUUUCAUGAUGUGAAGAAGAUAUAUGUCCAUUCUGGCUAUAACCAUACAAGAAUGAGCAACGAUAUUGCUUUACUCGAAAUUUUUGGUCUUCUUGAAUGGACAAAAUACACUCAAGUAGCUGAGAUAUUCUCCAAGGUACAUUCACCGUUUGAAUCUCACGAUUUUUGUACGGCCAUCGGGUGGGGGAGUACGGAAGUCCCAGAGAAAGGCCAUAGUUCAGCCAUUCAAGGAAAAAAUACUUUACAGCAAGUGGACUUGCAUCCUUCUUUACACAGUACAUGUGAGAGCUUUUUCUCCCCAGCACCUCACUUAUUUGAUUCAACCAAAUUAUGUGUCAUCACAAACGAAGACAAAGAUACUUGUGUCGGAGAUUCUGGUGGGCCCUUGAUUUGUAAUGGCGUUCAGUAUGGAAUCACUUCAUUUGGGUUGGGCUGUGCUCAGUUGAAUAUGCCAGGUGUAUUCACAAAUAUUUCUGCAUUUCACGAUUGGAUCUAUGGUGUUUUAAACAGCACAGAAACACUUGUUGUAUCAAGAAUGGUGGAAACUGUAAAUCUGACUCGGAAUUUGUUAAUAGAAGAGCAUAAUAGGAGUGGAAGAUCAAAGAACUCCCAACCGAGUUUUAAAUACUUCCUUAGUUUUCAAUAUAUUUUCAUUCUACUUUCAAUCAAAUUCUUGGAAAUAUGUAUCGAGUAUCGUAGGCAUUUCAUGGAUUUUGAAAAUACGUUCAAUUUAUGAGGAAAGAUAUUUUCUAUGCUGAAAUGGUUUUAUGAAUGAUUAAUAUAAAGAAGUUCAGAGUUUA